Alnus glutinosa is the source of this 848-nucleotide messenger RNA. RefSeq lists its product as uncharacterized. Bases 1 to 822 code for a protein of 273 amino acids. Gene Ontology annotation, cellular component: membrane; endoplasmic reticulum. Gene Ontology annotation, biological process: membrane organization; endoplasmic reticulum tubular network organization. The transcript has 9 exons. Lineage: Eukaryota; Viridiplantae; Streptophyta; Magnoliopsida; Fagales; Betulaceae. The record is from RefSeq and is a predicted model, not a curated record.
AUGCGGUCUCCAAGUGGUAGCCGCCUCUGCUUGAAGUCUUUGGAGUUGAAGGAAUUGAAGGUCUCAAUUCCAAAUUUAAUUGGGAAAAAGGGUCCAGUCCUGAAGGACACCUACAGCCCCCUUAUAUCAUCGAAUCUCCAGAACACUUUACACGAGCAUCAGUACCAGAUUCAAUGCAUACAAGUGUUUGUUGUGGCUGUGCUUGCAAUUUUUCCAUUGGUACCUAGAAAUCUUUCACAAAGAGCAUUUCGGCUUUCCUUAAUGGGCACUGCAUGUUCCUCUCUUUUUUCCUUGUAUUCGCUAUAUGGGAAACCCAGGGCAUGGAAUGCACAUGCUUUGCAAGUUUACUUUCAGUCUAUUGCUGUAAAGACCAAGGAUUUUAUCUACUUCAUCUACUGCCUUAUCUUUGUGGCUUCAAAUCUUUGCCUUAAGUUUUCCUUUAUUCCUAUUUUAUGUCGAGCACUUGAGCAUGUUGCCAAGUUCCUUAGGCAUAAUUUCAGUCGUUCCUCCUUGUACAGGAAGUACUUGGAAGAGCCAUGUGUUUGGGUGGAGUCAAACACAACUACCCUCAGUAUACUGUCUUCACACGCUGAGAUUGGACUGGGCUUCCUUAUUAUUUCCUUUUUCUCGUGGCAAGGCAAUCUAAUACAAACUUUCAUGUACUGGCAGCUAUUGAAACUCAUGUACCAUGCCCCUGUUACUGCUAGUUACCACAACAAUGUAUGGGCUAAGAUUGGGAGGAUUGUCAAUCCGCUCGUCCACCGCUACGCCCCAUUCUUGAAUACUCCAAUUUCUGCUGCCCAGAGAUGGCGGUUCAGGUAGAGGAAGGUAGCCUCAAAGAGAAAGGG